UUAGAUUUGUGGCUGCAUUUAAAGUUAUUUUUCACUUAAAAUAAAUAAAUAAUAUAACUGACAAAUGAAUGUCAGAUAAUAAAAAUACUCUAGUUCACUGUAUGUGUUUGUUCUUGUUUUAUUAAGGGAUAAGUCUGAAGCACACCAAAUAAUUCUAUCAAUUCAUACAGGGCUAGUAGUAUAUACAGCUGUAUAUACAGAUACACACCCAGGUAUCUGAUCAGUACUUGGUAUCGGCCGAUAACCUGAACUCAGGUAUUGGAAUCGGUAUCGGGAAUGGAAAAGGGGUAUCGGAACAUCUCUACUCAGAAGGAGGCCAGAACUAGGAACUAUACAACCUCACAGGGAUAGUAAUAAUAAGGGUGAUGUAACAAACAAACACCUAAACCUAGCUCUAGCCUAGCCGCUAGCUAAGGCCUACUGGGCCAAGCAAGGCUUGGGCUUCAUUUUGAAACCUUCAAACAUGAGGAGAAAAUGAAGUGUAACCAGGUCUUAAAACGAAGUCUUGGCAUAAUAAUCCCUUUCUUAAAGUUAAUUGAGUCUUGAGAUAAAUGUUUUAAGUUAAUUAAUCAAAGUACAUUUUCUAUGUAUUAGAGGAAAAAAAAAAAAGAAAAAAACGUCAUCUACAAUAAGUGAUCAAAUGCAUAAAAAGAUAGAAAAAGAGCGAUCUUCCCCUGGAAAAAUUGUUCGCACUACAAUUCCCAUGCUCCUUUUUGUAAGGAGCUGACCAAUCACUGAGCUCCAAAGCUUCAGGCAAUUGAGCUCCGCCUUGACUUCCUGUUAGCUACUUCCUGACUGAAAGACUGCAUGGCUGUUCGUUGCCUAGCUGAAUUCUGAAUAAAUUGCCAUCCAUAGGAGAGUGCGAUCGGCAGACGGCUGCCGCUGAUCAGACAGCCAAUUUAGAGAGACCCACUCAUUGACUCAACGGUCAGGUUUUUUUAUUGCCAGAUUCAUUCCAGUGACGCACAUGGAUUGGAAGUCACGCUCGACCUGGAGUUGAAGCCUUCCGGUUGAAUUGGGAUUGGAUGUACGUACCCUGAACCCCUGAAAGAUUCCCAGCGUACGUUGGGUGGCGAGCCACGGACCCACGAGCAUAAGUCUAUGCGCAGUCUCACUUUCCCUCCUUCACGGAUUGUAUGGUAGGAUCCACGAGCACUGGCAUACUGAUACUGUCACGACACUGAUUCAACCAAAGAAAAAAAGGGCCCCAACGAGCAAUAAGACUAUUUUUGGAACUGGGUUUUAUUUCUUUUGUUUUAAGGGAAACUUAUGCCGGCUUUAUUAUUUUUUUAUUUCUUUAUGUACAUUCUCUGAACUAAAUUGUUACACUGUUUGUUAUUGUUCCUGUUGUUAAACAAAGAGUGAUCACAAUAACGCAAAUUACUGUUUCUGUCUUUAUUGAUGUCAAACCACUGGCUCUUAAAGAUUUAGUAUCUUCUGUUACUGGUCCAAAUACUGUUAAGGAUAACUAAUUACCUGUUACCCUGUUACUAUAUCGUAAAGAGGGUUACACUUUUGGCGAGCCAGCCAGGAGACAGUUGGUUUGAAUAUCAAUAUUGAACACGUGUCCAAUAUGGACUUUGUACAGAGGUGUGGUGUUAAAAUCCCAAACGCAGUUAUUGUUAGUGGGCUAACACAAGCAGGAGACCAAGAUGAACAGGUUAUUGACUUCCUUAAAGAAUAUGGGUCUAUCAAAAGAACCAUUUUAGUUGAUGAGGAUGAAUCUGAAUUUUACCAAAACCUGAUCGUUGAGUAUACGCACGGCACAGCUCUAGGAACACUAAGUGGAAUAUUGCCAUACAAAUAUGCCUUGAAAGAUGACCCCUCUGUUGUUUAUAACAUCAGAGCUUUGAGCAGUGCGUACCAAGCUGAAGUCAGUGGUAAUAUUACCAAAACUUACCUGUCAGAACUUAAGGCCUUAGCCAAACUUAGCGGUGCUGAGUAUGGAUGUGUGCUUAAAGGAGUGAUGUCCCAGAUUAGUAAAGAUAUUGAAGCAAUGAGCCCUGUAUCAGAGGAAGUUCCUCUUACCCAUGCUGAAACCCCCACUGAGAUCCAGCUGACCAUUACCCCCACUGAACAGCACCCCCCUGUCUUAUCCUCAGACACCGCUCACAGAAAUGAUGGCCUUCCUCCCCCUGGCACCAUCCCAACCAACAGUGUGGGUACAGCCCCUUCACUUUCAGCAAAUGACAUGAAUCCACCAGAAGUUCAAAAGGUUGUGGUUGAACACAUUGUAAGGAGCGAAGCAAUCAGCCCUUGCUUUCAGCCCCAAUUAAGGCUCCGCUCCUUCUCUGAAAAGACUCCCAGGCCCAAUAACGAGACCGAUUAUGACACCUGGCGCUCCCAUAUUGAACUGCUGCUAAAUGAUCCUAACAUACUUCCCCUUCAGAUCACCAGAAAUAUUGUAGAGAGCUUGCUUCCACCUGCAGCUGAUGUGAUCAAAGGAUUACGGCCCAAUUCACCCCCUGUAGCUUUCCUGCAGCUACUUGAUUCGGCUUUUGCCGUGGUUGAGGAUGGGGAAGAACUUUUUGCACGUUUCUUAAACACGUUCCAGAAUCCAGGGGAGAGUGCUUCCGCUUACCUUCAUCGGCUGCAGGUAGCAUUAAACUUUGUAGUAAAAAGGGGUGGGGUUGCACCAGGAGAAGUUGACAGACACCUUCUAAAGCAGUUCUGUAGAGGGUGUUGGGACAGUGUUCUGCUCUCUACUCUGCAGCUUGAACAGGCGAGAAGUCACCCGCCUUCAUUUGCAGAGCUCCUGCUGAUGUUGCGCACAGAGGAAGACAGGCAGCAAGCUAAAGCCAGCCGCAUGAGGAAACAUAUAGGUGCCACAAAACGAGUCCAAGUUCAGUCUCAGAGUGCAUGUGCAUGUGCAUGUGCAUGCGCAGACCCAAAGGAGAAACCACAGGUUUGUCCCAGUGCCAUUGAAGACCUUGUGAAGCAGGUUGCCACCCUGCAGAGCCAGCUGACCUCUUUUAUGGCAGAGAAAAAGAAAGAUAGAAAAGGAACCGCACAGAAACUCCAGAGCCGAACACCAGACAAAACGAAUGCAAACAUGCAAACCCAGAUAAGAACAAAGCAGAUGAACAAACCCCGGCCCUGGUACUGCUUUAAGUGUGGAGAGGAUGGGCAUAUCUCCUCCACGUGUACCGAAGCUCCCAAUCCUGCUUUGGUGGCUGAAAAACGAAAACAGUUGGAGAAGAGAUUAAGUGAGUGGGAAAUGCAAGCUAACCCCAGCUCACAGUUAAACGACUAACGGCUCC
Megalobrama amblycephala (Wuchang bream) is the source of this 3260-nucleotide messenger RNA. RefSeq lists its product as uncharacterized. NCBI's taxonomy places the organism in Eukaryota, Metazoa, Chordata, Actinopteri, Cypriniformes, Xenocyprididae. Bases 1574 to 3253 code for a protein of 559 amino acids. The transcript has 3 exons. Gene Ontology annotation, molecular function: nucleic acid binding; zinc ion binding. The record is from RefSeq and is a predicted model, not a curated record.